AUGGGUCCAAAGAAACAGACGCAGCAGUCUGGCAAAAGCGGGCAGAAGUUCCAGUUCCCGCCAUCGGUGGCUGGCCUGGACUCUGCCAAGGCAAAUCUGUACAAGCCGCAGUUUGAGAGUGUUGUCCCCGGACAGAUAUUCACGGUGUCCAAGUUUCUUACUGCAGAUCAGUGUCGGGACCUGAUAGCCGCAAUCACACAGGGUUUGCCGCUGGAGACCACGCCACUGGUUAAAUCCAAGUUCUACGCUGCGCGAGUAAAUGACCGGGCGUCUAUUUCGGACGUUCAAGGCGCUGACCUGUUUUAUCAGUAUUUCCGCCAAUUGCUCGAGUUCCAGUCGCAGCAGGAAAUGGUUGACGGGUGGAUAGUUGACGAGAUGACCCGGUCCGAGGCGUUCAACCCGAACCUGCGUUUCUACAGGUACACGAAGGGACAAUAUUUCGGCAAACACUACGACGAGUCGGUUGGAUGUGGCCAAGGACGGGCCACCAAAUGGACGGUACUCAUUUAUUUGAGCGACCAGGGACUGAAAGGCGGAGAGACCAUUUUCUACAACGACGCAGCCAAGGGCCCCGACAAACAAAUAGCCACGCGGCCGGUGCAGGGAAUGGCCCUGUUCCACAAACACGGAGACGACUGUCUUUUACACGAGGCUGCGGCGGUUGCUGCUGGGGAAAAAUGGGUGUUUCGAACAGACGUAGUGUACGAUAUAUACAAAUGA
Messenger RNA from Ogataea philodendri, 720 nucleotides. RefSeq lists its product as uncharacterized. The record is from RefSeq and is a predicted model, not a curated record. Bases 1 to 720 code for a protein of 239 amino acids. NCBI's taxonomy places the organism in Eukaryota, Fungi, Ascomycota, Pichiomycetes, Pichiales, Pichiaceae. The transcript has a single exon. Gene Ontology annotation, cellular component: endoplasmic reticulum. Gene Ontology annotation, biological process: peptidyl-proline hydroxylation to 4-hydroxy-L-proline. Gene Ontology annotation, molecular function: L-ascorbic acid binding; procollagen-proline 4-dioxygenase activity; iron ion binding.